Molecule: messenger RNA, 1392 nt
Organism: Fusarium sp. VM40
Lineage: Eukaryota; Fungi; Ascomycota; Sordariomycetes; Hypocreales; Nectriaceae
Source: the annotation of a GenBank genome assembly
AUGUCCAUUGAAACAGCUGUUAUAAGCCAACCGAGGCUAGCCCACACAGCCAGUUGUGAGCUCAACGACUUCAAUCAACCAUCAGCUAGCCGGUCCGGCUUAGAAACUCAGCAACAGUCUCAACCAGUGAUACCAAAAGUUCAAAUUCUCGCGGCCGGCUUUUCAUUCUUUUGCGCCGGCGUUGACGGUGCCACCCUCGGACCCCUCCUUCCGUACAUCAUUCAGUCCUUCAGCAUUAACGCCAGGGAGGUAGCGAUUAUUUAUGCGUGCAUUUUUGCAGGAUGGGUCAUCGCCGCAGUUACCAAUCUCUUUCUUACCAGCAAACUCUCAUUCUCAGUGCUCUUGACACUGGGUGCUACUCUCCAGCUGCUAGCACAAUGUCUGCGUCCGUGGGCGACUAAGCCACUGUUCUUUGUGAGCUUCACAGUCCAGGCCGUCGGCAUGGGCUACCAGGACACUCAUGCCAAUGCUUGGGCGGGUGGACUGCCACAGGCUCAUCGUUGCCUCGGGUUUAUCCAUGCCAUGUUUGCCCUGGGCUGCCUUGUCGGGCCAUUGACGGCCACUGCAAUUGCUACAGCCACAGGUUCAGGGCAUUCACAAAAGAAUGGCAUUGAGGCCUGGAGGAUGGGUUAUUUUCAACUCAUAGGUAUUCAUGCCCUCAAUCUCAUCUGUAUGCUCCUUGCUUUUGGCAACCCAUGGAAGAAACGAAUAACACGGGAGCCGUCAAUGCCUCUAGCUCCCGCCACAGCUGCUGUUGAUCCUGAAGUACUUGAACGACGUCGUAACAAAGAGGCAAUUCGAGACGUGGGGCAGUUGUUGAGGAUGAAGAGUUUCUGGCUUAUUGGUGGCUUCUAUCUAUUCAAUUGCGGCGCUUGGUCGGCUGCUGGAGGCUGGGUGGUGGAAUACCUCGUGUCCCAUCGGAAUGGCGCUCUUGACAAGGUUGGCUACGUGCCCACCGGUUUCUGGGCUGGUCUUUUUCUCGGUCGUCUACUCUUAGCUGAGCCUACGCAUCGCUUUGGCGAGCAACGGUCUAUCAUGUGCCUGAGCGUUAUUUGCCUAAUGUUUCAUCUCUUAUUCUGGCUUGUCCCGAACCUUGUUGCGGGCGCUGUGGCUUUCUCGUUUAUGGGGUUCUUUUUUGGUCCCUUCUUCGCGACUGGUAUGAGCGUCGUAUCUCGACUCUUCCCUCGCAAAAUUCAGUCCACAGCUUUGGGUCUCGUUUUCGUACUGGCCCAGGCUGGAGCGGCCAUAUUUCCGUCAAUUACAGGUCUCAUAGCUACCAGGGUCGGCGUACAGGUGCUUCAGCCGGUAAUCCUUGGCCUAAUCAUAGGUGGUGGUGUCUGCUGGUGGUUUAUUCCGAAAGUACCAGACCAUAUCGAUGGAUCAUCAGACUAG